GAUUCACGCCGCCACUGCUCCUGCCGAAGGGGUCUUCGCGCUGCCCUCCACAGAAUGGCUCCCAGCUUCAGUGGUCCUUUCAACCCCGAAGUCACGCAUUUUCAGCGAUUCUUGACCGGGCAGCUGUCGCAAGAGGCAUAUUUCGGCCUCCGGCAUCAGGACGAGGCGUGGGCUCUCUCCGAGAUCAAGACGGCUGACCCUUCCCCUACACCCCAGGUGCAGAUUGCCCUCCACACGUUUAUGACCCUCUCUGACCGCCGGACAGUUUGGCUCGGCAUCCAUCUCGACACAGGCGGCAAGCGGUACGAUAACUUCCGCAGCUGUCCCAUCGAGUACCACAACAAAGACCAGUCGAGGCGCGGUGGUCCCUCCAUCACAGGGCUGAAGAACACAAAGCGUGUGCUGGAUCGGCUGGUGAGGGACCUUAUGCGCAACGGGGUUUAUCCGCAUCCCUUCAUUACCGUGUCAUGCAGUUUGGCGCAGCUAUCUAGCAUGAGCACAGAGGUAAACAAGUAGUGGCAUGCAAGCGUUGUCUAUUUUCUUAUUUGUUUGAUGUCUGCUCUACUCUCAGGCACACACCAUCACGCUCCCGAAUGUCCACUCUGAUACCCGCAACGGGCCGAUGCGUCCCUACUGCUUCCUGCCGCCUGAUGAGGCCUUCAGUCUCAUUCUUGGUGGCACCGUCGACACUCUGUUGGGGCUGGAGGCAGGCAGUGAGAUCAGGACAGCAGUCGAGGCAGCGCUCUCGGAGUUGAAGCAGGGAGAAGGCUCCGAGAUCCCCUGGGACCAGCCCAUGUUGCACCAGUCCUGGUGGCGACAGGUGGUGGAAGAGAACCUGGCGGAAUUCAUCAGGCCCGUUCUUGAUAAACACUGUGCAAAACAGGCUUCAGCGGUGAGUGGGAAGGGGAGAAAGUAUCGGUAUGAUGUGCUUGUAACGUCUUUGCCGUGCUGCUGAGUGUGUUAAGGCCUUAUCAGUCUCAGCGUUGCGCUCUCACGUAGUUGACAAGUUUCUGCAGGCGUGGGAUGGUUACCGCUUUGCAACACUUCAGCACAUAGAAUGGCCAGACAUGCAACUAAUGGGAAUACCCGAGCAGGCCUACGGACAGCUUCAAGAACUCUUGAGGGGGCGCCUGGUGGGAGUGGGAAUGGACUAUAGCUUGGGGCAGCUGGAUUUGGGUAAUGAGGGGCUGUCAGGAUUGCCAGCUUGGCAAGACGAACCACUGCGAGCUUGUGAGCUAGGGUAUAUUGCUGUGUAACGGGUGGAGAGAUGAGAAGACAAGGAAAGACAAGGAAAGCAUUCUGAGGAGACACGAUCUUAUCAGCCAUCACCGAAGUGAGAUCUGUGUUGACCACCCUUCAUGAUGCCAUACAUGGGCCAGGAAGUGAUUGAAUGAAUGAAUGAAUGAAUGAAGGGGGGGAAACUGUCAUUAACCGUAACACUCGUCUGUGUGUCCGUGAUACUCAUACAAAUACAGUCC
Vitrella brassicaformis is the source of this 1478-nucleotide messenger RNA. The record is from the annotation of a GenBank genome assembly. Lineage: Eukaryota; Vitrellaceae.